Molecule: messenger RNA, 1256 nt
Organism: Zingiber officinale
Lineage: Eukaryota; Viridiplantae; Streptophyta; Magnoliopsida; Zingiberales; Zingiberaceae
Product: protein LIGHT-DEPENDENT SHORT HYPOCOTYLS 4-like
Exons: 3
Coding region: 331-1068 (245 amino acids)
Biological process (GO): mRNA transcription; response to light stimulus
Cellular component (GO): nucleus
Source: RefSeq, a predicted model, not a curated record
AGUGUGCUUCGUCAGGAACCCCAUCAUUCCCACGAGGUGGAUGUCUACGUUAGAGGACCCACCUCUCUUGUCCCUUGCUCCUCAUCCUCUUCCUCUUCUCAAUAUCUUUCAGUUCAACUUCCACACACACUCUAGCUAGCUCCUUCCCAUCCUCCUUCAUUUCUUGAUUAUAUUUCAUCUCUUCUUCUACUUUCUUUUUUUUAAGAAUAAGUAAAGUUUUCAGUGGUAAUUUAAUUGGCCGAUCAUGGAGCUAACAAAUAUGUGAAGGCCAAGGCACAGACAGAGACACCGCGCGCCGCAUGAUUUUGCUGCUUCUUUGAUAGAGAUCGCAUGGAUUCGAUGUCGUCGGCGAACUCGGACAGCUCGGGCAACUCCGGCGGCGCGGGGAGCAGGGCGAGGCCGAGCCGGUACGAGUCGCAGAAGCGUCGCGACUGGAACACGUUCCGGCAGUACUUGCGGAACCACCGGCCGCCGCUGGAGCUGUCGCGGUGCAGCGGCGCCCACGUGCUGGAGUUCCUGCGCUACCUCGACCAGUUCGGGAAGACCAAAGUGCACGCGUGCGGGUGCCCCUUCUUCGGCCAUCCCCACCCGCCGGCGCCCUGCCCCUGCCCGCUCCGCCAAGCCUGGGGCUCCCUCGACGCCCUCGUCGGCCGCCUCCGCGCCGCCUUCGAGGAGAACGGGGGCGCGCCGGAGGCCAACCCCUUCGCCGCCCGCGCCGUGCGGCUCUACCUCAGGGACGUCAGGGACAGCCAGGCCAAGGCCAGGGGGAUCGCCUACGAGAAGAAGAAGCGGAAGCGCCCGCCGCCUCCGCCCCCUCCUCCCCUUCACCACCACCUGCAACACCAGCCGGUGGCAGCUCCCCCGCCGCCACUGCCCGCCGUGCUGGGAUAUGAAAUUAGGCAGCCCCCGCCGCUGCAACUGACCGCACCGCCCGAACUUAGCUUGCUGAAUGGCGGCGACUUCCAGUACCAUCACGUUCACGGCCACCUGCUGAUGCCCGCAGUAGACCCCGCCGGCGGCGAAAGCUCUGCAUCGACAGUGGUCUUACCUCUCUCAGUCCUCAACUGAUUAGUCAAUAAUAAACUACUUCUACUUAAUGAUCAAGAUAUGCAUCGAGGUCAGUUCUAUGUAUAUUAUGAAUCAUCAGUUUUCUAAUUAUGCUUGUUAAUUAGCUUCUGUGGACAACUGCAUGCGUAAUGGUGGAUUUGUUCUCUACUUAGUUUUAAAUUUAACAGACACUGCUAAUUUUUCUGGUU